Molecule: messenger RNA, 618 nt
Organism: Mesocestoides corti
Lineage: Eukaryota; Metazoa; Platyhelminthes; Cestoda; Cyclophyllidea; Mesocestoididae
Source: the annotation of a GenBank genome assembly
AUGACAGGCUAUGACAUUUGUUCCAUCUGCCUAUCUAGACCAAGAAAUCCAUUCAUUUUGUCAAACUGCAGGCAUUACUUUUGCGGUUCGUGUCUACAGGAUUUGAUUGCACUUAACGACAACUUAAGCUGCCCCAACUGCCAAAUUCGUCCCGUUGUCAUACCGGCGUUGUAUACCAGGUACUGCAUGGAUAUGGAAUGCCCCCCACACAGUGACUGCAAAAAACUCCACGUCGACAGUUUCAUCACUAAGAAACCUCAGACGACGCCUGAUCCACCGCCAGUAGAGGACGCUUCAGGACCGGCGGCAGAACCGGUGAAAGAAGCUCCUGGCACGUCAGCAGCGAUGGCGCAGGCAGCAGCUAGACCAUCGUGGCUUGUGGAGGUAGCAGAGGGACCAGGAAGGGGGUUUGUGGUGGUAGAUGCGGGACAGUCGAAUUGGGUUGUGGAGGUAGCAGAGGGACCAGCGAAAGGACUUAUGGAGGAAGUGCCAAGGCCGACAACACCUGAGACGUGGAAACCCCCACCGGAUGCCACGUUUUGCUUCGACGUCUUCUGUCCAGGAGGAAAGGAGGCGAGGUGUGGAAAGACACACGAAGAAGACUUUAACUUUCAUUAA